GGUAGAGGCCAUAAUAAUAAGUACAGAAGAAUAGAUUGUAGUCAAUAAAACACGUGUAGCGAUACUUUCUCGUUUAUUUUAAUAAAAGUGAGUAGAAAAAAAUGCCAGAAUCGGAAAGUGAAUUAUCAAAUACAGAAGAAACUAAUGGUGAUCAAGUAGCUUCGGAAGUACCCGAAGGUACGGAAAAUUUGCCAGUAACGUGGAAGGAUUUGGGACUUGUCGAUGUGUUGUGCAAAGCUUGUGAACAGUUAAAAUGGAAAGAACCGUCAAAAAUUCAAAAAGAAUCUAUACCUGUAGCGUUACAGGGAAAAGAUAUAAUUGGACUUGCAGAAACUGGAUCUGGGAAAACAGCGGCGUUUGCUUUGCCUAUAUUACAAGCACUUUUAGAGAACCCUCAACGGUAUUUCGCUCUAGUUUUAACACCCACUAGAGAAUUGGCUUUUCAAAUUUCCGAACAAUUUGAAGCAUUAGGUUCAAGUAUAGGUGUAAAAUGUGCUGUUAUAGUAGGAGGUAUGGACAUGAUGUCCCAAGCGCUAAUUCUAGCAAAAAAACCUCAUAUAUUAAUAGCAACCCCCGGUCGUCUACUCGACCAUCUGGAAAAUACAAAAGGUUUCAGUUUGAGAGCUUUGAAAUAUCUCGUUAUGGACGAAGCUGACAGAAUACUCAAUAUGGACUUUGAGGUCGAAGUGGAUAAAAUUUUAAAAGUUAUACCAAGAGAAAGGAGAACUUUCUUAUUUUCGGCGACUAUGACGAAAAAAGUUAAAAAACUGCAGAGAGCUUGUUUACAAGAACCAGUAAAAGUUGAAGUUUCCACAAAGUAUCAAACUGUCGAAAAGUUACAGCAGUAUUACAUUUUCAUUCCAGUUAAGUUCAAGGACGUUUAUUUAGUGAAUAUUCUCAACGAAUUGGCCGGUAAUAGUUUUAUGAUUUUCUGUUCGACGUGUAAUAAUACGAUAAGAACGGCAUUGAUGUUGAGAAAUUUGGGGUUAACGGCCGUACCUUUGCAUGGUCAGAUGUCCCAGAAUAAAAGAUUGGCCGCCCUGACGAAAUUCAAAGCUAAAAAUAGAUCGAUAUUGAUAUCCACCGAUGUAGCUAGUAGGGGUCUCGAUAUUCCGCACGUGGACGUGGUCAUAAAUUUCGAUAUACCCACGCAUAGCAAAGAUUAUAUUCACAGGGUGGGUCGAACGGCUAGGGCGGGUAGAUCCGGCAGGGCUAUAACUUUCGUAACGCAAUACGACGUCGAAUUGUAUCAGAGGAUAGAACAAUUGAUAGGUAAACAAUUGCCCCUGUAUAAAACUGAGGAGGACGAAGUGAUGGUACUGCAAGAAAGGGUUGCCGAAGCUCAAAGGAUAGCAAAAAUGGAAAUGAAGGACCUUUCUGAGAAAAAAAAUGGAAAAAGGAAAAAAGGGGGUGGUGGUGGGGGUGAUGAUGAUGAUACCGAGGAAGCCACCGGCGUGAGGAAGAGAUUGAAGGGGGGAAAACAGAAAAAAACUGGGAGGAAAAAAUAAAAUACAAUUUUUUUUGUAUAAUAAAUAUUCCGAGUGGAAAA
Molecule: messenger RNA, 1549 nt
Organism: Diorhabda sublineata
Lineage: Eukaryota; Metazoa; Arthropoda; Insecta; Coleoptera; Chrysomelidae
Gene: pths
Product: ATP-dependent RNA helicase DDX47
Exons: 7
Coding region: 102-1508 (468 amino acids)
Molecular function (GO): RNA helicase activity; nucleic acid binding; ATP binding
Source: RefSeq, a predicted model, not a curated record